Messenger RNA from Paralichthys olivaceus (Japanese flounder), 1848 nucleotides. RefSeq names its product ganglioside induced differentiation associated protein 1 (gene gdap1). Gene Ontology annotation, cellular component: mitochondrial outer membrane. Lineage: Eukaryota; Metazoa; Chordata; Actinopteri; Pleuronectiformes; Paralichthyidae. The record is from RefSeq and is a predicted model, not a curated record. Gene Ontology annotation, biological process: mitochondrial fusion; mitochondrial fission.
UAAAAUGGCGUCUGAAAGCGGUUCUGUAGCUCAGGAUGAGAAAACAGCUCUGAUAGAAGAAGAGUCGGGACUGGACUCUGUUGAGCAGCCGGAAGGAGACACACCUGAGAGACAACAUGAGUCCAAGCUGACGCUUUAUCACUGGACUCAGUCUUUUAAUUCUCAGAAGGUGCGUCUGGCCAUAGCAGAGAAAGGUUUGCAGUGUCAGGAGUACAAUGUGAGUCUGCCGCUCAGUGAGCACAACGAGCCCUGGUUCAUGCGUCUGAAUCCAACAGGUGAAGUGCCCGUCUUAGUCCACGAUGACAACGUUAUCUGUGACCCGACACAGAUCAUGGAUUAUCUGGAGCACAACUUUAACAAUGAGGGAACUCCCAAGCUGGUACCUGAAGAGGGAAGCACAUACUACCACAGGGUGCAGCACUACAGAGAGCUGCUGGACUCACUACAGAUGGAUGCCUAUACCCACGGCUGCAUCCUCCACCCUGAGAUCACAGUGGACUCGCACAUACCAGCCUAUGCUGCUACGUGCAUCCGAUCACAGAUUGGAAACACACAGUCAGAGCUGAAAAAACUGGCCGAGCAGAAUCCAGAGCUGAAAGAUGCUUAUGUUGCAAAACAGAGGCGCAUAAAAUCCAAGUUGUUUGACCAUGACAACAUGAAGUACCUGAAGAAGCUUCUGGAUGAACUGGAGAGUGUGAUGGACCAGGUGGAGACAGAGCUUCAGAGGAGGGUGGAAGAAACACCAGAAGAAGGCACUCAGUUCUGGCUGUGUGGGGACUUCUUCAGCAUGGCUGACGUCUCUCUGGCAGUAACCUUACACCGCCUCAAGUUCCUCGGCCUCUCCCGUCGCUACUGGGGCAACGGUAACCGUGUCAACCUGGAAACAUACUACGAGCGUGUGGUGGAGCGCCCGGCCUUCAGGAGGGUUUUAAGCCAUGUCAACAACAUCCUGAUAUCUGCCGUCCUGCCGGUGGCGUUUCGCGUGGCCAGGAAGAACGCACCGGUAAUUGUUGGUACCACUCUCCUGAUAGGCCUCCUGGGCGGAGCCACAUACGUGGCCUUUCUGUACAUGAAGAAGAGGCUCACUGCCUUUAGCUGAGGGAGGUUGUGGUGUUUGUUUGGGGACAGAACUGAUGUGGGGGUGGGACGUAUAGAAACAUUUAAAUUUAAGAAAUGUUGCAUUCAUUUAAAGACAAAUUUAACACAAAUAAAAUUAAAAUUACACAUAUCUAUUAUUUUCUCUGUUGCUGGUUGCACAAAAUGCACUUUUAUUCAUUUCCCACACCAAAGGUUUGACUGAAGAUGAAUUUGGUCACUUCUUGCUUUAAAGCUGAGGAUACUUGAGUCUCUUCCCCAUGAGCGGUUUGUUUUUAUAACAUUACCUGAAAGUACCAUUCCUCUCUGACAAAAUGAAAAUACAUAGACCUUUGACCAUGUGCCACGCCAUCAUAAUAUUAAACAAUUAUAAACCAGUAUAAAUAGAUUUUCAUACUUCAUUGAAAACAAUUAAAAGCUAUGUAAUGGUAAACAUGAUUUAUCGUAAAUGAGCAAAAUGUUUCUAUGUGCACUGAAAUAAUUACAAGGGAGCUUAAUCUAUUGACUUUACCAUUUGUUAUUUCAUUGUCGUGCACAUUUGCAUGCAAACACCAGAAGUCAGUGACCCAGUCUGCCCAGCAGGAAUCAAACAUGUCUACAUGUGUAGGAGCUCUGUUAUCACAGCUGCACUCAUGUUUUACUAUAAGACUGAUGGACAAUUGCUUGAAACAUUCUCUGUGUAACGUUGAUUUCACUGCUUUUCUAAUUUUAUUUUUAGACCAUCAUGUAACACCUGUCUGAGAAUAAACUGCU